Bactrocera oleae (olive fruit fly) is the source of this 4234-nucleotide messenger RNA. Its product is annotated as Golgi matrix protein 130 kD. Gene Ontology annotation, biological process: Golgi organization. The record is from RefSeq and is a predicted model, not a curated record. Gene Ontology annotation, cellular component: Golgi cis cisterna; Golgi cisterna membrane; cis-Golgi network. Lineage: Eukaryota; Metazoa; Arthropoda; Insecta; Diptera; Tephritidae.
AUAUACGAUAUUUUUUUUUUUUGAUAAAUUCAAUAAGCUUUAAAAUAUUGUGUAGUAAUGAAACACACCUGUAUGUAUGUUAACCAAAUCACUGUGAAUUAAUUUUUCGUUGACUUUUUUGAGGUGUCAAAGUGUCAGUGUGUCAGUCUAAUAUUUAUUUUUUCAAUUGUGUUUUCGAGCAUUCAAUAUUUUAACAAUAUUUUAUAAAUCUACCAUAAAUAUUAUAUUUUGGAAGCAAGCCCCAACAGUAAACCAUGCCAGGUGAAGAAGCAAAUGAGAGUAAGGCACAAAAAUUGGCUGCCGCAAGGAAAAAGUUGAGAGAAUACCAGAAACGUGGUGCUGCGGAAAAUGCCAAUUCUGCACCUACAGAAUCGCAUAGCAGUAGCAUCGCCGGUGGCAGCAGUAUUUCAAGUAACAUAUCUGAGGCAUCCGAUUAUGAUAUAUCUACCAAUGGCCAUGAGGCUACAAGCGCUAAUAUGCAAACAUCAAUCGACAAUAACAUUGCGACGGAUAAUUCAGCAACAGCUGAGUUAGCAGUAAGUACAACGGAAGUUAUUGCAACUCCUAUAUCUACUGUGUAUGACCCAACACCACCCACUGCCGCUAGUUACUUCCAAACCACAACACAAGAUUUUCCAGCACUAACGCUGGAUAGUUUUUCGGCGCCAACAGUUGCAACAACUGUGAUAAAAGAAACUACAACAGAUCAAAUGCAACUACAGCAUGUUAAUGCAAUUCAAGUGCUUAUAACUGAGAAGGCUGCGUUAACAACAGAUUUGAAUAAAUAUCGCACUUUAUGUCGCGAGCGUGAAUUGGAAGCGGAAGAGCUGCGUACGCAGUUGGAAUCGACGACACAACGUCAAGAGGAACUACUACAACACUAUCAAGUGCAGCAACAAAGCUUAGAACAAUUGCGUAACACAAAUGCUGAGCUGCAACAUAAAUUAGCGCAAUCGACGGCAAAACAAGAAGAUCUAGCCGGUCAUCUAGAUGAGUUAAAACGACUGCUAGAUGUAAUGCAGCAACGCGCCACAGAUGUUGAACAUCAGUUCAAAGAAAAAACCAAUGAGCUUGAAAUGACACAACUGCGCAUACGUCAACUGUCGGAUGAGGCAAAUGUGAAUCAGCCCGAUAAUCGUGUAGAAACACUAACACAAACACAAUUCAUGUACGAACAGCAGAUCAGAGACUUACAGGCUAUGGUGCAGCAGUUGACGUACGAUAAAGAGCAAGCAAACAAUCAAUAUCAGAGCUAUGUAAAACAUUUAAAUGCGGAAUUAAGCAAUUUGAGCGAAAAGAAUUCUGAAUUGUUGGAUGAGUACACAAAGCAACAAGAACGUGAACGUCAACUGGUGGAUCAUAUAGGCGCACUUGAAAAGGACAUACAAAAGAAUCUAAGCCGGCAAGAUCAGUUAAGGAAAGAGAAAGAACAGGAAUCCCUAACGCGCAGCAUAGCACCCGACCAAGAAGUGGAAAAACUAAAAGAGCAAUUUGCCGAUUACGAAUUGGAACGUCAUGAAUUCCAACUGAAAAUUAAAUCUCAAGAAGAUCGUCUUGAAAUUCUCAGUAGUGAAUUAGAGGAGAAGCAAACAAAAUUGGAACAAUUGGAGGAGCAUAUGCGAAAUUAUGCUGCCGAACAGCCCGACCAAACCAAAUUAUUAGCCACAAUGGAGUCGGACAAAAUCGCAGCUUCUCGUGCGCUUGCACAAAACUACGAACUGAAAAAACAACUAGAUGAGUUGGAGCUGCGCUUCGUACAAUUGACAAACGAUAAAGCGGAGUUAAUGAAUAAAUUGGAUGCCGAAGAGCAUGCCAAUCGUGAAAUGCGUGCGAACUACAUUGAAAUGGAAGAACGCCUACACACUAUUGAUGAGCGUUUCAAAUAUAAGGACGAAGAAAUGAUACGACUUUCACAUGAGAAUAUGGAACUAGCUAAUAAAGCAACAGCUUUGCAAAGGAAAUUACAACGCCAGGAAAAGAAGGCCAUUUCAGGGAAGGACGAUCAUGUAGAUGAGCACAACGUUGAAUCGCACGAACAUCAACACAACGGUUGUGGCGACGAACAUGAACAUACCCAUGUACAUGAUCAUAACGAACACGAACAUGAGCAUGAUCAUCAUGAACACGAGCUGGAUCAUCACGAACACGAGCAUGAUCAUCACGAACACGAGCAUGAUCAUCACCAAGACGAGCAUGAUCAUCACGCACACGAUCAUUACGAGGAUCAUCACGAACAUAACCUCUAUAAUGGACAUGAGCAAUCACAGCACCAUCACCAACAUGUAAAGCAAUUAUCCACAAGCAGCAGCAACACUAGCACACCAUACCUACCGACCGAAGAAGCCGUCGAGCGUUUAGAGCAACGCUUCACACGUCUCAUGUCACAGGUGGCCGAUUUAACUGAUGAAAAACAACGCUUGGAACAUUUAGUGCUACAACUGCAAGGCGAAACUGAGACAAUUGGCGAAUAUAUAACGCUGUAUCAAACACAAAGACGCAUGCUAAAGCAACGUGAAUACGAAAAGGCUGCACAAAUGCAGCUUUUGCAGCGUGAACGUGAGCAAUUGCGCGAGCGAAUCGCCGUACUUAAUAAUCUAGUAAAUAGUCUGGGCGCAGAUAUGCCGCACAGCAUACCGAACCUACAAGAAAAUUUACACGCCAGUAGCAUAGCAAAUGAUGGUGAUGUUGCAGCUGAUGCCAGCACGCCUUUGAUUGCGGUAGAAGCUAGUGAAGCGCUUGAAGAGCAACACAAUCAACCAGAUUCACAAUUGCCUGCGAACGAAUCACGUCAAAUAUUAACAAAAAUUCAGAACAUAAUAUCUGAAAUAAAUGAGAACACACAGCACAUUCCAGAUGUGGCAACGGCGCAAACAGUCGACCAUAUAAAUUGUUGUCUUGGCAAAAUUGAAGUUGUUUAGAGCUGACAAAAUGUCUGUGUGCAUUGACGGAAUGUGUGUAUAUCUGUGAUUAUGUGCGUCACUGCAGUCAUACACCAUGUCAUGGGGUUUCAAAUAUGUUUGUUUGUAUGUAAGCUACCGCUAUUGUUAUAUAUGUUUGUCAGCUUAUUGGACUUUUGUGUAACUCUAAUUUAAUUUGUCGAUCAUUUUGAUAAUUAUGCAAUUACGAUUUUUAGCGACACUUUAUGAACUUAUUUACAGUGUUUCAAGUAAUAUUAUAUAAUACAAAAAUAUUUAAAUAAAAUUUGUAAGUUUUGUGCCGUAAUGAAGGUGUCAUUUGUUGUUGGUGUUGUAGCGAGUCGUCGAAAUAACAGCGCUUGCUGGAUAAAAUCCGUGUGAAUUCUGUUAACGUAGAACGUGCUUUUGUAGGACCGUUGUGUAUACAUACAGUUAUUAUGAAAAGAACAUUGUUCCGGUCUAUGUGCAUAUAGAAAUUUGAAUGCUUGAUCCUCAAGCUAAGAAAAUGUAAUUUCAAACUUUAUAUUUGCAAAUCCUGCCCAGAAUUUCAAUUGCAGCUAAUUUCAUCUCCUAAAUUUCAAACUAGACAAACACAGGGUAUAGACUCAAACGCAUGAAUUGAAAUAAAUGUCAAAACCUUUCAAGUUUUAUUUGUAAUAACUUUUAAUUCAAUAUUACCUAUGUUGUGCAUUAUUAAAUUUUAAUAUUAUUGCAAAUUUAAACUUUUUCUACUUACACUUUGAGAACCACUCGUAUUAUGUAUAAAACAUAUAACUAAGUAAUUGCAGUACAAUUGGCAAUGCUACACUAGUUUCUGCCAACAACAGAAGGAAGGAACAACACUUUCGCACUAAAACGGUUUCAUUUCUUUACCCCGUUAUGCAUAAAUUCAAUGUCUUCUUUUUAAGCAAUUAUUUCCUUUGAAUGACGAUUUACUUUAGCAAACGGCUUAUUGUCGUCGCCUGUUAUUUUUGUGAACUUAUUCAGUCAAGUUCAAGUGUUCGAAAUAUAUAAUAAGAAAUAAAAGCAGCCCAAAGUUACAUAAAUACAUUCAUUAAUUUUACUUAAGUUUUUGAUAAUUUUCCUCUACAAUUUAAUAAAAUACAACAUGUUCAUUUUUAGAUACUCAAUGUUUUUAUUACCUAUAAUGAGCUUAAUUAAAACAUGCUGACGUCUUGUACAUAUUUUCAAACCACCGUUCAAAACAACGCGCUUUUACGUAAAAAAAAUAGUGAUGAUCUGUCUCAACAAGUAUACGGUGCUGGUUUAUUAACUAUGCACGCAUAAAAAUAAAUUUCUUAUGAUAUGUAGCAAUGAAA